UGCACCAUUUGGGUGUCCUCAUAGCUGCCUGAAGAAAACCUGUAAAUGUCUCUCGCAGCAGCGCCGGUUCUGCCCUUCACUGCUCCUCACAUGCUAAGUUGCGGCGUGUCAGGACGUUUACAGAUCUUUAAUGCAGCUUUAGCAUUUAUCACGCCCGCUGUUUCUGUUCGGUGUUUUUAAUCGCGUCGGGGGUAAUUGCGGUAAUGGAGUGUCGUGUGUUGUCCAUUCAGAGUCAUGUUGUCAGGGGAUACGUAGGGAACAAGUCGGCAACAUUCCCGCUGCAGGUGCUGGGCUUUGAAGUGGACUCCAUCAACUCUGUGCAGUUCUCCAAUCACACAGGCUACGCCCAUUGGAAAGGACAAGUGCUGACUGCAGAGGAGCUAAACGUGCUGUAUGAGGGCAUUAAGCUCAAUAAGGUGAACCACUAUGACUACAUCCUCACCGGCUACAGCAGGGACACAUCCUUCCUGGAGAUGGUGGUUGACAUUAUUCAGGAGCUGAAGAAGGCCAAUCCCAGCCUGGUAUAUGUUUGUGAUCCUGUUAUGGGAGACCACGGUGCUAUGUACGUUCCAGAGGUCCUGCUGCCGAUCUACAGGGACAAAAUUAUGCCUUUGGCUGACAUCCUCACCCCCAACCAGUUUGAAGCAGAGCUGUUAACUGGGAUGAAAAUGAACACAGAGGAAGACGCUUUUAAGGUGAUGGACUUACUUCAUAAAAUGGGUCCAGAGACUGUGGUCCUCACAAGUACAGACCUGCCCUCAAAACGUGGGGACCAGUUCCUGCUGGCCCUUGGGAGCCAAAAAAGAGUGAAACCAGAUGGGACCAACACCAGUCAGAAAAUCUGCAUGGACAUCCCCAAAGUGGAUGCUGUAUUUGUGGGGACAGGAGACCUAUUUGCUGCCAUGUUGCUAGCCUGGACUCACCAUCACCCAGGAGACCUGAAGGCUGCCUGUGAGAAGACUGUUUCCGUCAUGCACCAUGUCAUUAAGAGGACCAUUACUUAUGCCACUGAGAUGGCUGGCCCUGGGAAAAGGCCCACUCCUGCUCAGCUGGAGCUGAGGAUGGUUCAGAGCAAAGCCGACAUUGAGAAUCCUGUCAUUGUAGUGGAAGCUAAGGUUUUACAGACGUCUUCACAGUGAAGAAUCUUUUCAUGAGAGGGGUCAGCAGGAUCUGUCGUACUGGAAUCACUGCCAUACGCGUCUGUACUAUGGCCUGUGUAGACAUCAUCUGCCCUUCAACAGAGGAAGAAGGAAAGACAUGAGCUGAGUUUAGGUUUGAAGUUAAUUUACUUUUUGUACUUGAAUCCCCCCUAACAUGGUGGAAAUCAUUUCAUAAAACCACACACGUCAAUCAAGCUAAUUAUAAAAGACACAAAACCAGUGAUGCAUGCUUGACCAGACCUUGUUUAGGUCAUGAUGGUCCAUAACGACUGGUCUUGUGUACUUUAAGUGUGUCACUCACAAGGCAUUAUAAGCACAUAUCUAUAACAUAGCAUGAUGUGUUAGGCCAGGACAGGACUAAGAAAAUCUGGUGAGCAUAUAAUUUCUUAGCAAUGAUGUCAGAUUCACAAGAUUUUAUUAGAUUAGUAGUUAUCUGAAAUAAUAAAAUAUGAAUGUCUGCAGUGUGCUUAUAAUGUACUUGGGUGCUUUGUCAUGCACUUUAAGUAAAGUGACAGCACCUUCAUACAUGCAGCACUGACACACAAGUGCUGAGGUGUGUGUUGUAACUCCACAGAAAUAUUAAACAUCUUAUGCAAUUUAUAUGUAGUCUACACAGAGUCGUUAACACAAAUUAGUUUCACCCAAUUUCGCUUGGAACUAUUUGUAACUUGAAUGAUGAUCACAAUAAUAGUUCAUGUUUAAAUUUGUUCUUUUAAUCAGUUUGUCCAGAAAAUGUUUUUGAUCUCCUUUUUUUAAUUAUGCAUUGCUUCCUUAAACUAGCAGAUGUGUAAUCCGUUAUUCGAUGUCUCUAACAUCUCAAAUUGAGGUAUUUGCACAGAUAAUCUUUUAAUAUAUUUACUAAUGGUCAUUGUUUUCAUUUUUAACUGUUGGCAUAUCUAAACAAAAUAGUCUGUAUGAGAGACCAUGCUGUAUAAUAGCCUUAACAGGAACACUGAAUGUUUUUGUGUACCAAUGUAAUAGUUGAUCCUCACGCAUAAUGUUAGAAAAGUCAAGUGCCAAAUCUUGAGCUGCUGCUCUGAUAUAGAGCGAUUAUAACAGAAAACAGAAAAAUAAUAAAUUAUAACUCUUUUACUGAAA
Scatophagus argus is the source of this 2258-nucleotide messenger RNA. RefSeq names its product pyridoxal kinase-like. Gene Ontology annotation, cellular component: cytosol. Gene Ontology annotation, molecular function: pyridoxal kinase activity. Bases 204 to 1139 code for a protein of 311 amino acids. Gene Ontology annotation, biological process: pyridoxal 5'-phosphate salvage. The transcript is spliced from 12 exons. The record is from RefSeq and is a predicted model, not a curated record. NCBI's taxonomy places the organism in Eukaryota, Metazoa, Chordata, Actinopteri, Scatophagidae.